Molecule: messenger RNA, 2018 nt
Organism: Mizuhopecten yessoensis (Yesso scallop)
Lineage: Eukaryota; Metazoa; Mollusca; Bivalvia; Pectinida; Pectinidae
Product: protein rhomboid-like
Exons: 5
Cellular component (GO): membrane
Molecular function (GO): serine-type endopeptidase activity
Source: RefSeq, a predicted model, not a curated record
AGCUUGUUCACGAUCUUACAGGUGGGAUUCUUUGUGUAUCACUGCCUGGAGGCCAACAACAUUACCCCCACCGGUCCCGUCCCUGUGGAAAGCGUCUUUAUCUACCGUCCCGACCGCCGCCUACAGCUGUGGAGGUUCAUCUUCUAUAUGUUCAUACAUGCCGGGUGGGUACAUUUAUUUUUCAACAUGUUGGUACAAAUAAUCGUUGGUAUUCCCUUGGAGAUGGUUCAUGGUUCUUUCCGGAUUGUACUUGUGUAUCUGGCUGGAGUUCUUGCAGGGUCUCUAGGGACGUCAGUGUUCGACAUCAAAGUGUAUCUAGUUGGGGCCUCAGGAGGGGUGUACGCUUUAUUAGCAGCUCAUCUUGCAAAUGUCAUGCUGAAUUAUACUCAUAUGGAGUUUGGUGUAUUGAAAUUGGCAGCUGUUCUUGUUGUUGCUAGCGCAGAUGUUGGCUUCGCUAUUUGGGACCGAUAUUCCAGCUUGGACAAGGCGCCACCUGUCGGAUACACAGCUCAUCUAAUGGGGGCACUAGCAGGUCUAACCAUAGGACUUGUUGUUUUGAAAAACUUUGAACAAAAACUUCACGAACAGUACUUGUGGUGGAUAUCACUGUCCAUUUACCUAGCUUGUUUUGCGUUUGCUAUUUUCUGGAAUGUGUUUUAUUACUGACAUUUCUUCAGGAGGUCAUCAUCAUUAUUAUCAGCAGCAACGUCAUCAUCGUUGUCAUCCAUGCUUUCCUUGACUCAGGUACUGCCGAAUGGAGAUCUAAACCUGUCCUCAUCAACGUUAACAGCCUUGUGCGGUACGCGGACGCAGGCCUCCAAUCUGGUGCUCUAUAUCAUUGUACUCAUAUAGCAUACCACUACUACUAUUACUACCGAAUAGCUCUUGUUUCUGGGUCAUAUACAGCUGCGGAACUCCAUUGCACUUUUGUCCUUUGCCACCCGUAGACUUUUGAUUUAUAAUUGAAACUUAUAUCUCAUAAUGUGGUUCUCUGACUGAAUGAUCCUUGACGCGGUUAAAUUUUCAGCCACAACAUACGUAAUUUCGUAUUAAUUCCCACCAGGUAUCCUCAGACAUCACGUAAAUAGUACAUGUGUACUAGUAAGUUCAGGUACAGAAUGAACAUACGUAAAUGUUCCUUUGGUAUAGGAUUUUUCAAAGACGUGAUAAGCAGAGAGCGCUGUUUUUAAUUAAGACAAUUGUUAUAUAUUGUUAAUGGAUGGGGACAUUCACUUAAGGUAGAGACGCUAAGUAUACAGGUGUUGGGUGAACUGAAUAGUAAAAUCGGACGUUUUACAAAUGGGAAUGGAUCAUAUGUUCGUUCAAAUAUAUAUAUAUAGCAAAUGUGUAUUGCCGUCCGUAGCUAAGUUGAAUAAAAACAACUAUGGUUCUUCAUCAAAACGUUUCAAAGAAAGUAUGGGCCAGCUAUAUCUACAUUGACGUAGAAAAGUACAUUCGCUCUAAGAUGUUCUAACUCGCUCGAACAUACCAUGCUGGGACGCAUCCUAAUAUUCAAGUUUGAGGGGUGGAUGUAUGUGUAAGUGCUCAGACUUAUAAAAAAGUUUAGCUAUCAAAAAAUUCUAAAUUUUGCUUUUUAAACAGAUAUAACGAUUUGAUUACCAAUGUAAGCGUUGCUUACUAUUCAUAAAAUUUAUAAGAUCAAUCAAUUAAGUGCUAGCUUUCUUAAAACCGUUCCUGUCAGAGUAAAUACAAAGCGAUUUGAAAACAAAUAUACCUGAUCGAUCUAUUAACGGGAAACUUUACUUAAAUGCUUAGUGUCUAUAUAUACCUGUGAUAACUGAUGUAAAUAUUGUGUUUUUGGAGACAGGCUGUGAAAACAUUGUCAUAAUGUUUAGUACGUUCGUUUUGUUUGUUUUUAAAACACGCUUAUUUAUUUGUUUUACAUUUUUGUCAAAGGUAAACGUUUUAUAGUAGUUGUUAUAAACUUCAUGAGCGAGUGUGAACUGACAAAGUUUGAUCGUUUUUGUAUGACGAGAUGUAGGAUAUGUAUGACGAGA